AUGAAAAUAAAUGGCAGCCGACUGACGAACAGUUCUUCACUAGCUCCUUACGAGGUCACGCUGAAUCGCCCUCCAUGGGUUUCCACAACUUUGGGAAGCGUUCUGAUAUUCACCAUCGUUGUUGAUAUCUUGGGUAACCUCCUGGUCAUUUUCUCCGUCUACAGAAAUAAGAAACUAAGAAACGCAGGGAACAUAUUUGUCGUGAGCCUGGCCGUGGCUGACUUGGUGGUGGCAUUUUAUCCCUAUCCCCUUGUCCUGGUUUCCAUUUUCCACAAUGGAUGGAAUCUGGGCUUCGUUCACUGCCAGAUCAGUGGAUUCCUGAUGGGACUCAGCGUCAUCGGAUCGAUUUUCAACAUAACUGGCAUCGCCAUCAACCGAUACUGUUACAUAUGCCACAGCCUGAAGUACGACAAGCUUUACAGCGACAAAAACUCUCUCUGCUACGUCCUCCUCAUUUGGAUACUGACUAUAGUCGCUAUCGUGCCAAACUUUUACGUGGGGUCUCUUCAGUACGACCCCAGGGUUUACUCUUGCACGUUUGCACAGUCGGCCAGUUCGGCCUACACCAUCGCCGUGGUCUUCUUCCACUUCAUACUUCCAAUCAUGAUUGUCACCUACUGCUAUCUUAGGAUAUGGAUCCUCGUCAUCCAGGUGAGAAGACGCGUCAAGCCGGAGUUCCGCCCCAAACUCACGCCGCACGACGUGAGGAACUUCGUCACCAUGUUCGUGGUGUUUGUUCUCUUCGCCGUGUGUUGGGCGCCGCUCAAUUUCAUUGGCCUCGCUGUUGCCAUGGAUCCCGCGCGGGUUGCGCCACUUAUCCCGGAGUGGUUUUUUGUAUCGAGUUACUUCAUGGCCUAUUUCAACAGUUGCCUUAAUGCCAUCGUCUAUGGACUGCUCAACCAGAACUUUAGAAGAGAGUACAAAAAAAUCAUCGUCUCACUUUGCACUGCUCGAAUAUUCUUCCCCGACAGCUCUAAUGAUGCUGCAGAUAGGAUCAAAAGCAAGCCAUCCCCUUUAAUGACAAACAACAACCAAGUUAAAGUAGACUCUGUGUGA
Chanos chanos (milkfish) is the source of this 1056-nucleotide messenger RNA. It is a transcript of the gene mtnr1ab, whose product is annotated as melatonin receptor 1A b. NCBI's taxonomy places the organism in Eukaryota, Metazoa, Chordata, Actinopteri, Gonorynchiformes, Chanidae. Gene Ontology annotation, biological process: G protein-coupled receptor signaling pathway. Gene Ontology annotation, cellular component: plasma membrane. Bases 1 to 1056 code for a protein of 351 amino acids. Gene Ontology annotation, molecular function: melatonin receptor activity. The record is from RefSeq and is a predicted model, not a curated record. The transcript is spliced from 2 exons.